AUGAACGGUGCGGGGAGACAGGGGCUGAGAUCUGGUGCGGCUGGUGUGCACCACCACCGCCAGUACUCCGAUAACUUCCUCGAUGGCUCCUCCAACGGCAACAGGUGGCUCCAAUCGGCUGGCCUCCAACACCUUCAAUCCUCCACCAAUCAACUUCCUCCGCUUCAGGACUAUAAUUUGUACGGCGGCGGCGGCGGCGGAGCGCAGGGAGGAAGAAUGUACCGGAACGCGCAGAGGGGCUUUAGCGGAGGAAAUGAGUAUUAUGUGGAGCCUUCCACUCCUCCCGGUGGUUACCGUGCUUCGAUGCAGAAAAAGAAUGGCGAUGAUUUGUCUGGUGAUUUCAGCCCCGGCUUGUUGGAUCUGCAUUCGUUCGACACCGAGCUUCUUCCUCCUGAGAUGCCAGCCUCCAAUGCAUAUGAUGCAAACUCUAUGUAUCAACCUGGCCGAGGUAGAAGCUUUGAUGACUCUGAACCUUACAUGUUGAGCAAACAGACUGGCAGAGGUCGUGCUCCAGAAAACAUAUUGAAGAGUUUUCCCGCCGAAAAAGAGAAAUCGAAUUCUGUAGCAAAGAUUAAAGUUGUGGUUCGUAAGAGACCAAUGAAUAAGAAAGAAUUAGCAAAAAACGAGGAAGACAUUAUAGAAACAUAUUCAAAUUCUUUAACAGUGCACGAGACUAAACUGAAGGUUGACUUAACUCAGUAUGUAGAAAAGCAUGAAUUUGUUUUUGAUGCUGUUUUGAAUGAAGAGGUUACGAAUGAUGAGGUGUAUCGUGAAACAGUAGAGCCCAUAGUUCCAAUAAUAUUUGAGCGCACUAAGGCAACAUGCUUUGCAUAUGGACAAACAGGAAGUGGGAAAACUUACACUAUGAAGCCACUGCCACUUAAAGCAUCAAGGGACAUCCUUAGAUUGAUGCAUCAUACUUACCGAAACCAGGGAUUUCAAUUGUUUGUGAGCUUCUUUGAAAUAUAUGGUGGCAAGCUUUUUGAUCUUCUUAAUGAUCGAAAAAAACUUUGCAUGAGGGAGGAUGGUAAGCAGCAAGUUUGCAUUGUGGGUUUGCAAGAGUACCGGGUAUCAGAUGUGGAGAACAUCAAAGAACUGAUUGAGAAAGGAAAUUCCACAAGAAGUACAGGCACCACAGGUGCAAAUGAGGAAUCAUCACGGUCACAUGCAAUACUUCAACUUGCUAUCAAGAGGUCAGUUGAUGGAAAUGAAUCCAAACCUCCCCGUUUGGUUGGCAAACUCUCCUUCAUAGAUCUUGCUGGAAGCGAAAGAGGUGCAGAUACGACAGAUAAUGACAAACAGACAAGAAUAGAAGGUGCUGAAAUCAAUAAGAGCUUACUUGCCCUAAAGGAAUGUAUAAGAGCACUUGAUAAUGACCAAGGACACAUCCCUUUCAGAGGCAGUAAACUGACUGAAGUUUUGAGGGAUUCAUUUGUGGGCAACUCCCGCACUGUUAUGAUUUCAUGCAUAUCACCAAGCACUGGUUCAUGCGAGCAUACUCUGAAUACAUUAAGAUACGCUGACAGGGUGAAAAGCUUGUCAAAAGGAAACAACACAAAGAAAGAUAUGUCAUCAAAUUUCAAUCUUAAAGAAUCAAGUACGAUUCCCUUAUCUUCCACUACUGGAUCAGGCUAUGAGGAUCGCACAACAGAUGGAUGGCCUGAUGAAAAUGAAGGGGAUGAUUUUAGUCCCCCUGAAGAGUACUACGAGCAGGUAAAACCAUCUUUGAAGAAAAAUGGAAAGAUGGAAUCAUAUGCUACAACAGAUGACAAAUUGAAGAAACCCAGUGGUCUGAUGAAGUGGAAGGACCUCCCAAAAAUUGAGCCUCAAACCACACACGCUGAGGAUGAUUUGAAUGCCCUCUUGCAGGAAGAAGAGGACCUUGUAAAUGCCCACCGGACACAAGUAGAGGAGACCAUGAAUAUUGUUAGAGAGGAAAUGAACCUCUUGGUUGAAGCAGAUCAACCAGGGAAUCAGUUGGAUGAUUAUAUAACAAGACUAAAUGCCAUUCUUUCUCAGAAGGCCGCUGGCAUCCUGCAGUUGCAAACCCGUUUAGCUCAUUUUCAGAAACGUUUGAAGGACCAUAAUGUUUUGGUUUCAUCUACUGCCGGUUACUGA
Messenger RNA from Sphenostylis stenocarpa, 2118 nucleotides. NCBI's taxonomy places the organism in Eukaryota, Viridiplantae, Streptophyta, Magnoliopsida, Fabales, Fabaceae. The record is from the annotation of a GenBank genome assembly.